AUGCUAUUGACUUAUCGCAUUUAUCGCCGUAUAUGCGCGAUUUUAGGACUGAAAAAGGAGGACCAGGUGCUUUUCACUGGACGCUUGGAAAAUCAAGAACGAAAAAUGCUGAUCAAGUAUAAGGAUGGAAAAAUGUACAAUGUGAGGAUAAUACCAAUUCCUAUGGCUGGCAAGACAUCGGUGUCGUUCAUUGAUAACGCCAAGGGGUCCACGCCUGCCGAAGAGCCGGUGCCAAAAGAUCGCACUGCCCAGAUAGCGGGUCAAAAUACCGUUCGUGUGCUCUGGAAGCCUCCAGCGGAUACAAGUCAAUGCGGAAACAAGUAUCUUGUCAUCGUCAAAAACGAAACAUUCCAGGACAAGGCUACGGUGACGGACACAAAAUACGUUUUAUCCAACAUGAAUCCAGCUUCCGUUUACAUAUUCAAUAUACACGCUACUGACAAGCAGGGCAAGCCGUUCAACGCUUCAGCAUCAAUUAAAGUGAGGCUUUCAAAGACCCAGUACACAACUGUUAAAAAUUUGAGUGUCUCGAAAGUGAAUGGCAGCGCCAUCAAGGUGAGCUGGAGCAAACCAGUUCCUGCCGAUAAAUUCAAAGACGAGUACCACGUUACCGUCUACGGUCAAGACUUAAAGAAGACCUAUACCACGAAGGAGACCUCGAUCGUUGCUGGUGGCUUGGACUUCACUAAACUUGACAAGGUCACCGUGCAAAAUGUUUGGAAAAAUGGCACAAUGUUCCCCGCUGUCGCAACUGUUUCCGUGAAAAGAGGUAAGUGUUAA
Molecule: messenger RNA, 780 nt
Organism: Dibothriocephalus latus
Lineage: Eukaryota; Metazoa; Platyhelminthes; Cestoda; Diphyllobothriidea; Diphyllobothriidae
Source: the annotation of a GenBank genome assembly